Molecule: messenger RNA, 207 nt
Organism: Diversispora eburnea
Lineage: Eukaryota; Fungi; Glomeromycota; Glomeromycetes; Diversisporales; Diversisporaceae
Source: the annotation of a GenBank genome assembly
GCUUCUGAAAUCGUUAAUAACGAUAUUGUACAAAAAGAUUAUUUUAAUUUUACACAGCUUGAACUGGAAUUAAUUCAAUUCUUUAUGGCUCUUCGUCGUAAAGAUAAGCAACCAUAUGCCUCAACUUCCACCUAUAACUGUUAUUGCGCAAUUGCUCAUUACUUGCGUGAUAAUUCAUUAAUGAGAUUAUCUGUAUUAGCACAGUGA